AUGGCCUCGUCUUCUCACCCUUCAUUUGCUCCUCGCUCCGUAUACGCCAACGCAGGUAAACUCUCAGACAGGCCGCUGAACACCAACAACCCUCUCCCGUUUGGAUCCUCAGUGCUAUCCCGGCGCGAUCGCGGUGACUUCGGAGACACAGCAGGGAAAUCCCAGGGCCACCAGCUUCAUCCGGGUGCUGGAGCAGGCGCACCUCCAGCGCAUUCACAGAUCCAAGGACAAGGGCAACUUCAAGGCGGCGGCGUGAUGGGGGGCGUUGGACCGAAUUCCGGGAAUAACAACGUUAACAAUAACGUGAAUAACCCAUUAAACGACCUUUCAGAAGAACAGAGGGAGGAAAUCAACGAGGCUUUCACUCUCUUCGACCUCGACAGGGACCGCCACCUCGACUACCAUGAGCUCCGCGUUGCGUUCCGCGCACUUGGCUUCACACUAUCAAAACCAGAUCUUAUCUCUCUCCUAACGACAUAUGGCGUGCCACGAACACCCAGCCAAGCCCAGCAACAGCAGCAGUCAAGGCAGCAGCAGCCUCCACCACAUCCGUCGUCACUAUUAAUGCCUCUCUCUUCCUUCCAAACAAUAACGGCCCGUAAGAUACUAGAACGAGAUCCUCGAGAGGAGAUACUACGUGCCUUUGAACUAUUCGAUGAAGGAGGGAAAGGGUAUAUUGAUCUCGAGGAUUUAAGGCGUGUAGCCCGUGAAUUGGGCGAAACUGGCCUGGAAGAGGACGAGCUUAGAGCUAUGAUUGAAGAAUUUGAUUUGGAGGGUGUUGGCGGUGUGACUCGAGAAGGGUUUGUUGGUAUAUGCUUACAGUGA
This is a messenger RNA of Nannizzia gypsea CBS 118893, 825 nucleotides long. RefSeq names its product cell division control protein 31. Gene Ontology annotation, biological process: spindle pole body duplication. The transcript is spliced from 2 exons. Lineage: Eukaryota; Fungi; Ascomycota; Eurotiomycetes; Onygenales; Arthrodermataceae. The coding region runs from base 1 to 825 and encodes 274 amino acids. Gene Ontology annotation, cellular component: half bridge of spindle pole body; mitotic spindle pole body. Gene Ontology annotation, molecular function: microtubule binding; calcium ion binding. The record is from RefSeq and is a predicted model, not a curated record.